Elephantulus edwardii (Cape elephant shrew) is the source of this 961-nucleotide messenger RNA. RefSeq names its product NK2 homeobox 3 (gene NKX2-3). Bases 206 to 961 code for a protein of 251 amino acids. The transcript is spliced from 3 exons. Gene Ontology annotation, biological process: regulation of transcription by RNA polymerase II; cell differentiation. Gene Ontology annotation, cellular component: nucleus. The record is from RefSeq and is a predicted model, not a curated record. Lineage: Eukaryota; Metazoa; Chordata; Mammalia; Macroscelidea; Macroscelididae. Gene Ontology annotation, molecular function: RNA polymerase II cis-regulatory region sequence-specific DNA binding; DNA-binding transcription factor activity, RNA polymerase II-specific.
AGUCCCUGCAGCGGCUGUAACAAAACCCAGACCCCCCAGGUCCGGGCCAAUGGAAGCGCUUUAGACUGGAACCGGACUGCGUCUGUCAAAAAGUCCGACGGGGCAGCAGCGUCGGAGUCCAGGAGCAGAGCUGGAGCCGCCGCGCUGCCUCUCCGCCCCCACCGGGAUUUAUUGAGUAUUUGGGCUGGACAAUUAAGUGGCCCUGAUGAUGUUACCAAGCCCGGUCACCUCCACCCCUUUCUCAGUCAAAGACAUUUUGAAUCUGGAGCAGCAGCAGCAACAGCACUUCCACAGCGCGCAUUUGCAGGCAGACUUGGAGCACCACUUCCACUCGGCGCCCUGCAUGCAAUUUUCUGACGGAGGGGAGGAGGAUGAGGAAGAAGAGGGAGAGAAACUGUCCUAUUUGAACUCACUAACCGCAGUCGACGGCCACGGGGAUUCAGGGCUCUGUCCUCAGAGCUAUGUCCACACAGUCCUGCGCGACUCGUGCAGUGGGCCCAAGGAACACGAAGAGGAGUCCGAGGUCGUGAGGGAACGGAGCCAAAAAAGCUGCCAGCUGAAGAAGUCCCUGGAGGUGGCCGGAGACAUCAAGGCGGCAGAGGAAAGCGAGAGGCCGAAGCCGCGCAGCCGCCGGAAGCCCCGCGUCCUCUUCUCACAAGCUCAGGUCUUCGAGCUAGAGCGCAGGUUCAAGCAGCAGCGGUACCUGUCGGCACCCGAGCGCGAGCACCUCGCCAGCAGUCUGAAGCUCACAUCCACGCAGGUGAAGAUCUGGUUCCAGAACCGCAGGUACAAGUGCAAGAGACAGCGGCAGGACAAAUCCCUGGAGCUGGGCGGCCCCUUUGUGAACAUGAGCAACCUGGGCGGCUUCGGCAGCGGCGGCGGGGCACAACCGCUGCACCAGAGCGCCCCGGCGGGGCCUGCGUGCGCGCAGGGCACCUUGCAGGGCAUCCGGGCCUGGUAG